AUGCUCCACGAACAACGGACUGUGACGGUUGUAAGAGAUGUGAGUCCGCCUGCCCGACAGGCUUCUUGA
Linum tenue is the source of this 69-nucleotide messenger RNA. The record is from the annotation of a GenBank genome assembly. NCBI's taxonomy places the organism in Eukaryota, Viridiplantae, Streptophyta, Magnoliopsida, Malpighiales, Linaceae.